CUAGCCUUGCUAAAUUCUUUGUAUCCUUGAACUAUUUUAGUUUUUGUUUAUUAGAGAUACUUGAUUCUUGUACCUAUGUGUUCAUUACUCUUAAAAUUUGUUAUAAUUACCAUUCACAAUACAAAAGAAAACUAUAAUCUUUUGAAAGUUUUAUGAUUGUGGGCCAAAGUCAAGAUUUUAUAGACAACAUAAGUGGCCACUGCCAAGAAUAAUUAGGCGUAGAAGACAAUAGCAAGUGUUAGAAGUUAAGACAAAAUAAUGGCACAGUACAAUAGACGAGAUAUAACUUAUAGCGCGCUUAACAACGAACUAACUCCACCGUUGGGAAGAUCUGCGCAAGAUGCAAAUGCAACUCCUACUAUGAUCACUCUGGACCACGAACAUGAUGAUACCACCAAUGUUAUCAUUCACAAAGUUCCAAAAACGAAAGGUGGUUGGACACAUAUUGAAGACCUUGAUUCAUUCUUUACAAGAAUGUAUAAAUAUUAUGUCCGUGGUGGUUUUUAUCCCAUGAUUAUGUCCGAUCUAUUUUAUCUUUUACAAUUUAUAUUUAUUGUAUGGUUCUCAACUUUUUUAGUCCAUUGUGUAGAUUAUCCAAGGUUGUUCAGAAAUGAUGCAAAUGCAAAUCGAAGUGAGAAACUAUCCCUUAGUGAUGUAAUUUACCCUACAUCAGAAUGUGUAAAUAGAAUAUCAUGGAAAUGGUGGUGUGUUAUAACAUUAUGUACAAUUAUAUGGUUCAUGCGAUUGUUUUUAUCAAUAUACCAUUUAUAUCAUGCAUAUGAUACGAAAUUAUUUUAUAGUAGCGCUUUGAAAUUAAAUGAGAAUGAUUUAGCAUGGAUAAAUUGGUCAACAGUUCAGGAUAGAGUAAGGGAAGCGCAACCGGAACAUCACAUGUGUGUUCAUAAACAAGAAAUCAACGAAUUAGAUAUAUAUCAUAGAAUACUCAGGUUCGAUAACUAUAUGGUUGCAAUGGUUAAUAAGAAUCUACUACCUCUGCAAAUUCAUGUGCCUUUUUGUGGUGAUUUUCAUUACUUGUCCAGAGGUUUAAAAUGGAAUUUGGAAUUUCUUCUGUUCUCUAGUCCAUGGAGCCCUUGGGAGAAUUGCUGGCAACUUCGUGAAUGUUAUAAAGAUCAUUCCAAACGAAUGAUACUUGCCAGACAACUUGAUAGACAGAUAUUGGUUUUGGCGUUUGUUAACUUCUUGCUAGCGCCACUUAUUCAGGGCUGGCAGAUACUUUACUUCUUCUUCAAUUAUGCAGAGUUGAUAAAGCGAUCUCCCGCGUCCCUCGGACUACGUACGUGGUCGUUGUAUGCUCGCGUCACUUUGCGUCAUUUCAACGAGUUGGAACACGAACUGCGUGAUAGACUCAAUAGAGCUCAUAAGCCCGCAACUAAGUACCUAGCGAGCUUCUCAUCUCCUAUCACUACUGUUGUUGCCAAAAACAUUGUGUUUCUGUCGGCGAGUGUUCUCGGCGUGUUGGUGGUGCUUUCCGUCUAUGAUGAAGAUGUUCUCACUGUGGAACAUGUACUUACUAUAAUCACCAUAUUGGGUUGCGUGUUGGCCGGAGCAAGAGCUUUGAUAGGAGAAGAGGAGCGUUUAGGUGGUGGAUGUACAGGUCCAGCUCGUGGCGAGGAGUUGUUUGUGCAAGUGUUGGGACAUGUCCACUAUUUGCCAGCGGCGUGGCGCGGUCGAGCUCACACUAAAGAUGUUGCAGCACAUUUCCAACAGCUCUUCCAAUUCAGAGCAGUGUACAUUUUGUUCGAGCUACUGAGUCCGCUCUUGUCACCGUUUGUGUUACUCUCGCUUAGAUCACGUGCCCUAGAUAUUGUUGAUUUCUAUCGAAAUUUCACUGUCAGUGUGCUGGGAAUUGGUGAUGUGUGUUCCUUCGCUCAGCUUGACAUCAGACGUCACGGUCAUCCGGAUUGGCAAGCAGCUGGUAAAUACGGUGAAAAAGUAACUACUGGCAACGCUCAGUAUAACCAAGGUGAGGGUGGUAAAACUGAGUUGUCUUUGGUUGCAUUCUCCUGUCGUCACCCCGGUUGGCAACCGAGUGAGCCUGCACAACGCCAGUUCCUACGCUCUCUGCGACAAAGCAUGCAUCAUGCUAUACCAACCAAUAAUGCUUUGAAUAAAACAAUGCUCGGCUCCUAUAUCCAGCAGAGUAUUUUCGGCACCAAUACUCCGCUGCCCGCAGUACUGUCUUAUUACCAACAACAAAAGCAACCCUACAGGUUACCUGACAUGGAUGAGACCAGUGAUGAAGAUGAGUGUACAUCAGCAUCUGUAUCGAGGAAUGUAGGGUCCGGUAUGUCCGCGAUGGGUAACCCUGACUCCGGGGUUUCGAUUCCGGGACCCCUGAACCGGUUUGACCCAAACACCGCACUGCUCGCCUCCCCCGAUGAAGCCAGAGAUAUGUCAGUCAGCACGCUGCAUCUGUAUGACUUGCAUCUGUCACAGGCCGGCCAAAGUGUAUCAGCGUGUUGUACAAAGAACUGCAGCGAACGUAAUCGCAGCGAAUCCCGUUGGGCGUCCGGAGAAGAGACGCCUCUACUCCAUCGUCCUUAACAAAGACACCACAAAGUCGACCCCAAAGCCAAGCCUGUGUGGAUUUAAACACAUGUUAAACCUCAUCGGUAUCUACAACGUCAAUUAAAUCUACCAAAUUUACAUCACGAAAUAUGUUCAUAAAUAUUUGAUUUUUGGUGUUCAUAAAUCAUGUUAAUCAUGAAAUCGUUACCAAUCUGUCUUCCCUUUAACCCCCCAUUUUCGAUUUUU
Papilio machaon (common yellow swallowtail) is the source of this 2775-nucleotide messenger RNA. It is a transcript of the gene Atg9, whose product is annotated as autophagy-related protein 9A. The record is from RefSeq and is a predicted model, not a curated record. The transcript is spliced from 15 exons. The coding region runs from base 259 to 2565 and encodes 768 amino acids. Gene Ontology annotation, biological process: protein localization to phagophore assembly site; autophagy of mitochondrion. Lineage: Eukaryota; Metazoa; Arthropoda; Insecta; Lepidoptera; Papilionidae. Gene Ontology annotation, cellular component: autophagosome; phagophore assembly site.